Messenger RNA from Protopolystoma xenopodis, 354 nucleotides. NCBI's taxonomy places the organism in Eukaryota, Metazoa, Platyhelminthes, Monogenea, Polystomatidea, Polystomatidae. The record is from the annotation of a GenBank genome assembly.
AUGCUUUCAGCAAAGAAGUAUGACGCUUUUGUUGCCAGUGAGUCGGUGAUCCGUCAAAUCCCCAAGUUGCUCGGCCCGGGCUUGAGCAAGGCCGGAAAAUUCCCUACUGUCGUCUCGCACAGCGAGGAUUUGGUCAGCAAAGUUGAUGACGUCAAGGCAACCAUUAAAUUUCAGCUAAAGAAGGUUUUAUGCCUCUCGGUUGCUAUUGGGAACGUAAAUAUGACGCCGGAAGAACUCGUACAGAACAUCAGUUUGGCAAUAAAUUUCCUUAUCUCUCUGUUGAAGAAAAAUUGGCAGAAUGUCCGAGCUCUUUACAUCAAGAGCACUAUGGGUCACAGCCAUCGGAUUUAUUAA